GGGGGAAAAUUUUCCGAAUGAAACAAACUAAUCGCAGCGACACGAAUCCUUCGAGUUGAAAUGUCGGCCAGCCCCUGCAAAUAGCGGGAAUACGAGGUACAGCCCCUCUAAGUCGAACAUCUCAUAGGAGAAUGGACGUUGGAUAUCUGCAAAUGGAACAAACACUCGACAAGGCAAGGAUAGUCAUUGCACGAGGCUGAAGGCGCAAGGCUGAAACCCUUUUCGCUGAUUUCAUCCCCUCAUCUCAUCUCAUAUUUCUCCCUCGCUCUAUAUUUUGUCCAUAUUUUCCCAGCAUAAGAGAGGUGUUUCUCUGUUUCUCUGUUUCUUUCACCAAAUCUCUUGCAGUUAAGUGGUCUAUUGACCUCUUUGACUCAUCCCGCAACCCCUCCCUCUGGGGUCCUCGUCAAGAUGAACCGCUUAAACAGGCAGUUCAUGAAGCUCAGGAAGAGGUCAGCCGAUGAGAACGACGUCGGAAUCCUUCUUCAUGAUUUCAGCGAAGCUGACAGCCUGCUGUCCAAGUUGAUUGAGGACACCUCUGCUUGGCGCGAUGGCUGGUCGGCUAUUCUUAACCACCAGGAGCGUGUCGUCGGCGAAUUCAAGUCGCUGUAUGCUCCCAUCCCCGGGAAUACCUCAGGCUUGCAAACCUCCACUACCCCGGAUGAUGUGACGUCACGGACCACCAAGCUCCACGACGACUAUGUGCAGCUACGCCAGGACUUGCUGGCAGAGCUCAAUUCUGUGGAUGAUUCCAUGAUUAUGCCUGCACGAGCGGCCAAGGAUUUUGUCAUACCCAUGAAGAAGACUAUCAAGCAGCGUCAGGAUCGCAAGCUGGACUUCGAACACUACCAAGGGAAAUAUGACGGCUACGCGAAGAAGCCCAAGCGAUCGGACCGGGACAAUGCAAACCUGGCGAAAACAGAGCAAGAGCUGGCCAACGCCCGAGACAUGUACAACCGCGCUGACGACACCCUCCGCGAACGUCUCCCUCGAAUCCUCGAAGCCAUCUACUCCCUCCUUCCGCCCAUCCUAGCCGUUCAGAUCCGUCUUCAAAACACCAUGUUAGCAAACUACUACACCGUCCUGCACACCUUCGCAGAGGACUACCAAUUCACAUCCCCCUCACCACCAAUGGAUCAGGUCCUCCUCGAGUGGGAAGAAGCGCACCUCCCCGUCCGCAGAGAAAUCGAAGACUUCCGCUGCCUCAUCAAUGGGAAAGCCCGACAAGGCAGCACCGCUCCCACCAACCAAAACAGCCCACCAAGCCCGCCUGCCCUCCGCGCACCCCCACCCGACAACGACAGCACCCGUCCCGCAAGCCCAGCAAGCAGCUACACACAGACAAUCUUCAGCCAGCCCCGCAACAGUAUAGACACAACAUACACUAUUCCCGAAUCUCCAGAAACAGGCCUCAAAUCGUCCUCUGGCUACAGCAGUACCCAACCCCGUCGUCCAUCCCGCAACCCCUCAACAUCCACAAUACCAACCUUCAACACACCAGACUACGGCAGCAACUCUCCACCAAAAACCCUCGCCCCAAAACCCUCCUCGUCAAGUCUCUCCACGACAUCAUUCUACACAGCCCAAACCUCCCUCUCACCCGCCCUCCCAGCAAGCACAACGCCAAUGGGCUCGGGCUACAAGCCCGCGGGACCAAGCCCGGAUUACUUCACUCGUCAAGCCGCUUCAAAACCAACAGCCCUCAAACCAACACUCACAACUACGUCCACCAAACCCCAAGCACCAGUCUGCAAUAAUUCAAUCGACCAACGCAUCUCUUCGCUCGGCGCUGCGGCGGCAGCAGCUGCAGUGAAGAAACGGCCUCCUCCGCCACCGAAACCGAAGGUCCAUUUGGUGACUGCGUUGUAUGAUUUCCAGGGACAGAGUGAGGACGAUCUUGUGUUUUAUGAGGGUGAUAAAAUUCGAGUCAUUGAGAAGACGGGUAGUUCGAAUGAUUGGUGGCAGGGAGAAUUGAGGGGGAUGAAGGGAUAUUUUCCGGCGAAUUAUGUGGAGUGAGUGGUUAGAGAAUGGGGUUAGUUUUGAUUCUGAUACCUGUUUACUGGUAAUAUACUACGGGUCUACCCCUGUAAUGGAUUGGCGUUAUUGGAAUGAGAUUUUCUGUGCACUCAAUGCUAGACUGAUGCGAUACCUUGUCCACCUUUCUAUACCUCAACACCAUUGUUAGACAACUAAUAAAAUACAUGCAUUUGAUACUACCUAACAGACUAAGCGCA
Molecule: messenger RNA, 2231 nt
Organism: Aspergillus ruber CBS 135680
Lineage: Eukaryota; Fungi; Ascomycota; Eurotiomycetes; Eurotiales; Aspergillaceae
Exons: 4
Coding region: 409-2013 (534 amino acids)
Biological process (GO): endocytosis; plasma membrane tubulation; actin cortical patch localization
Cellular component (GO): mating projection tip; actin cortical patch; Rvs161p-Rvs167p complex
Molecular function (GO): lipid binding; protein binding
Source: RefSeq, a predicted model, not a curated record